Molecule: messenger RNA, 3304 nt
Organism: Purpureocillium takamizusanense
Lineage: Eukaryota; Fungi; Ascomycota; Sordariomycetes; Hypocreales; Ophiocordycipitaceae
Gene: LIG4
Product: DNA ligase (ATP)
Exons: 2
Coding region: 80-3202 (1040 amino acids)
Biological process (GO): DNA recombination; nucleotide-excision repair, DNA gap filling; double-strand break repair via nonhomologous end joining
Cellular component (GO): DNA ligase IV complex
Molecular function (GO): DNA ligase (ATP) activity; ATP binding; DNA binding
Source: RefSeq, a predicted model, not a curated record
AGUGGGGAAUCGUCAACCAAUCGUCACGUCACUGUCGCAGCCGCAGCCGCAGCUCCGUUCACGAUCGUUGCUACUAUUGAUGAGCUUCAGCACACCAUGUAGUCGCCGCGCUCCAUCACUUUCUUCUCUCUCACUGCACUCUUUCGAGCUAAUCGGGGGGUCAAAGCGUGCCUCUGGAAUAACCAAGAUGAGCCGCGCGAGCCAAACCCAGGACUCCGACGCUCAACGUGAGGAGGAGAUUCAAUAUGGCGCCUCUGACUUGAGAAAGGAUGAGCUGGAUGACAAAUACCCCAACCGCCCGAGGAACCACUCCAAGACCCUGGCGUUUCACGAUCUCUUCCUCGAGCUGUUCAACCCGCUCAAUGAGAACAAGAAGCAGCCGGCGGGGGGCCCAGCAAGCAAAAAGGGCCCGCGCGGCGCCCACAGCCUGUCCCCGCAGGAGCAGCGCAGACACAUCAUAGAGCGGUUCAUCACGCGCUGGCGUAAGGAAGUGGGCGACGACUUCUACCCGGCGCUGCGCCUCAUCCUGCCGGACAAGGACCGCGACCGCGGCGUCUACGGCCUCAAGGAGAGCGCCAUCGGCAAGCUACUUGUCAGGCUCAUCAAGAUUGACAAGAACUCUGAGGAUGGCUACAACCUCCUGCAUUGGAAGAUCCCCGGGCAGACCAUGGCCGCGCGCCUCGCGGGCGACUUUGCCGGCCGCUGCUUCGAGGUCAUCUCCAAGCGCCCGAUGCGGACCGACGUCGGCGAUAUGACCAUUGCCGAAGUCAACGAGCAGCUCGACAGGUUGGCGGCGUCGUCGGGCGAGGCCGAGAAUCUCCGCAUCUUUGAGACGUUUUACAAGCGCAUGAAUGCCGAGGAGAUGAUGUGGCUGAUCCGCAUCAUCCUCAAGCAGAUGAAGGUGGGCGCCACGGAAAAGACGUUCCUCUACCUGUGGCACCCGGACGGCGAGGCCCUCUUCAGCGUGUCGUCGAGCCUGCGCCGCGUGUGCUGGGAGCUGUACGAUCCGGAGGUGCGGCUCGAGCACGAGGAGGCGGGCAUCUCCCUCAUGCAGUGCUUCCAGCCGCAGCUCGCCCAGUUCCAGAUGCCGGCGUCAUUUCAGCGCAUGAUUGAGCUGUUGCGUGUCACCGAAGAGGACCCCGAGUUCUGGAUCGAGGAGAAACUCGACGGCGAGCGCAUGCAGAUGCACAUGGUCGAGGACCAAGACCACCCGGGUGGUAUGCGCUUCUGCUUCUGGUCGAGAAAGGCCAAGGACUACACCUAUCUAUAUGGCAACGGCUUCAUGGAUGACAAUUCGGCGCUGACGAGGCACCUCAAGAAUGCCUUUGCGUCGGGCGUGCGCAACCUCAUUCUCGACGGCGAAAUGAUCACUUGGGACAUGGGCAUCAACAAGAUUGUGCCGUUUGGGACGCUCAAGACGGCUGCCCUCUCCGAACAGCAGAACAAGUCCGACUCGGACGCCGCGGGCCACCGUCCGCUAUUUCGCGUCUUCGACAUUCUGUACCUCAACGACAAGCAGCUUACGCAGUACACGCUGCGCGACCGUCGACGCGCCCUCGAAAAGGCCGUCGACCCCGUUCAUCGCCGCCUCGAGAUCCACUCGUACACGCCCGCGACGUCGGCCGACGCCAUUGAGCCCCUGCUUCGCGAGGUGGUGGCCAACGCCUCCGAGGGCCUCGUGCUCAAGAACCCGCGGUCCAUGUACCGGCUCAACAGCCGCAACGACGACUGGCUCAAGGUCAAGCCCGAGUACAUGUCCGAGUUUGGCGAGUCGCUCGACUGCCUCAUCAUCGGCGGCUACUACGGCUCCGGGCGCCGCGGCGGCAUGUUGUCGAGCUUCCUGUGCGGGCUGCGCGCCACGCAGAACCACAUCCAGGCGGGCGCCAACCCAGAAAAGUGCUUCAGCUUCUUCAAGGUCGGCGGCGGGUUCCGCGGCGAGGACUACGCCGAGAUUCGGCACCACACCGAGGGCAAAUGGAUCGAGUGGGACCCCAAGAACCCGCCGUCCGAGUACAUUGAGCUCGGCGGCGGCGAAGCCAAGCAGCUGGAGCGGCCGGACGUGUGGAUCCGGCCCAAGGACUCGGUCGUCGUGUCCGUCAAGGCGGCCAGCGUGGGACCGUCCGAUAGCUUCGCGCGGGGCAUCACGCUGCGCUUCCCGCGGUUCCGCCGUCUGAGGCUCGACCGCAGCUGGGACUCGGCGCUCAACGUCGAGGAGUUCCAGGAGCUCAAGAAGAGGGUCGACGCCGAGUCCAAGGAGAAAGCCAUGACGGUCGAGGACCGCAAGAGGAGGAACCCGAAGCGCGUGAAGCGCCAGGUCGUCAUCGCGGGCGAGGACACGGCGCCGGUGGCGUUUGAGGGCGACAAGUCGCGUGUCUUCGAGGGCCUGCAGUUCUGCGUGCUGUCCGAGUCGCUCAAGCCGUACAAGCACACCAAGGCCCAGCUCGAAACCAUUGUCAAGGAAAACGGCGGCGCCGUGUCCCAGCGCGCUGCCAAAGACAUGGUUUUCAUCGCGGACAAGAAGGUCGUCAAGGCGGCCAGCCUGAUCAAGGACGGCAGCGUGGACAUUAUUCGACCCCGCUGGAUCAAGGACUGCCUGGAGCAAUCCAACGACGGCGUUGGCGAUGCCGCCGCGGGGUACCUCCUCCCAUACGAGGAAUGCCACUUGUUCCACGCGACGGACGAGACGAGGGCGGCUGCGAUGCACAACACGGACCAGUACGGGGACAGCUACGCGCGAGACACGUCCGUCGAGGAGCUGCGCGACGUCUUGGCCGACAUGCCAAAGCUGGAGAGCCUGGGGGAGGCCUUUGACGCGUCCGUCUUCUUGCGAGAGCUGGAGGAGCGACAGAAAGGCCUAGGCGACCUACGAGGGUUCAUGUUCCGGGGGUGCGUCGUGCACUUUCGGCCCGCGGAGGAGGCGGCGACGGCGGGCGCGCGGCAGCGGCUGCUGCUGAGCAAGCUGGCGCGCUAUGUCGAGUACGCAGGCGGUCGUGUGGAGGAUGCGCUCGGAGGCGGCGACGGGGUGGUGACGCAUGUGGUGAUUGUAGGGGACGACGCGAUGGAGAUGGGUGAGGUGGCCGACGAGGUGCGCAGGGAAGUGAGCGGCUGGCGCCGGAUACCCAGGGUCGUGACGGGCGGGUGGGUGGAGGAGAGCUGGGCGGAGAAGACGAGGCUGGACGAGGAACAGUACGCGGUGCCGUGACCGAUCUUGGAUCUUUAAGAUGAGGCUUGUAGGAUUAAUGUAUGUAGGUAUUCAGUGGUUUCCGUCAUUCAGAUCGCACGCCGGCCAGCCACAGCACGCACA